CGCCUCCGCAACAUCGCUCCUCUAGCCCCAAAAGCGAUUUGUUCUCUCUGACCGCUAGGAUGGUGAGAAAACUCAAACACCAUGAGCAGAAGCUCUUGAAGAAAGUCGAUCUUUACACCUGGAAAUCAGACAACGACCACCGCGACGCAGCCAUCGUCCGGCGCUAUGCGAUCCAAAAGCCAGACGACUACAACAAGUACAGUCGGUUAUGCGGCUCGUUGAGGCAGCUCGCGCACCGCCUCGCGGCUCUCGACCCCUCCGACGCGUUCCGCCGAAAACACGAAGACCUCUUGCUCGAGAAGCUCUUUUCGAUGGGCAUACUGGGAACUGGCGGCGGUGGAAGGGGCAAGCUGUCUGACGUAGAACAUAAGGUUACCGUAUCUGCGUUCUGCAGACGGAGAUUGCCAGUCGUCAUGACGAAGCUACGUAUGGCCGAUCAUGUCCAGGCGGCGGUUAAAUUCGUCGAACAAGGGCAUGUGAGGGUUGGAACGGAUGUUAUUACCGAUCCAGCAUACUUGGUGACGCGGUCGAUGGAGGACUACGUUACCUGGGUCGACUCCUCGAAGAUUAAGAGGAACAUCAUGAAAUACCGCGACAAGCUCGACGAUUUCGAACUGGACAUGAUCUAGAAGAGGAGGUACAAUUUUGCAUCGGCUGGCGUUCAUAGGAGGCAUUUCAUGGCGUUGGGAUUGCAACUCUGCCCGACGAUAUCCGACAUAGAGCAACAUAUCACACAUCUUUCGGCGG
Molecule: messenger RNA, 747 nt
Organism: Trematosphaeria pertusa
Lineage: Eukaryota; Fungi; Ascomycota; Dothideomycetes; Pleosporales; Trematosphaeriaceae
Exons: 4
Coding region: 60-629 (189 amino acids)
Biological process (GO): rRNA processing
Cellular component (GO): Mpp10 complex; small-subunit processome; small ribosomal subunit
Molecular function (GO): structural constituent of ribosome; rRNA binding; snoRNA binding
Source: RefSeq, a predicted model, not a curated record